AUGCGAGAAAAUGGAACACAUGACUUAAGAGAACAUGAGAUUAAGAGAGUUGCUGUGAUCAAACGGAGACAGCAGACAACUGCACACAAGUCGAAAGUAGGAACAAGGGAUCCAACAGAAGGAGCACAGGUCUGGUGCUGCCUGGUGCAGAUAGUGAAAAUAGUUGCUGUCAGCUCGUGGACUAUCAUCUACCUACCUCAAGUCACAUAUAUCGAUUUGGAUUAUAUAGUUGUCAAGAAGCCUUGCAAACGUGUCAAAAACAGAGGUUCUCAUGUAUCCGAGGGAUCACCAACUCCCUUGAAAAACAGAAGCACUGAUAAGAAGAUAUUGGCAUUAACAAACAAAAUUAUUCACCUGCUGGCUGAUGUGCAGUGGGACUAUUUGGAAGGUCCAUGGGAUGUACUUAAAGGAAAGAUGAUGGCGAAUCAGAAAUUUACAAGCUCAUUUGGUGACUCGAUGGGAGAGGACAACACUGAAGAUCUUCAUAUGCCUGUUUCUUCAAAUGAUAUUAUAGGCGAAGAUAGUCAUGUCUUUCACAGCAAUCACGAAUCAAAAUGCUGGGGUAUAAGUAAAAUAAGGAAAAGACCGCACAAAUCUAUAGACAACAAAAGAAGGAAAGUGGAUGAAUGUUUAGAAAGAAAUUUAACAGAUGAAAAUAAUGCCACAGAAAAUACACAGCCCGAAAAUAUAUUAACUCAUAUUAAGGAGGAAUCGGACUCAAGUGAUGAAGGAAAUAGAUCAGACACUGACUUUUAUUCAUCUACAGAACCUCAGCAGUCAGGAAAAUCAGUCUUAUAUGAAGAUAGUAGUUUUACAGAUACUGACUAUAAUGCAGCAGGUUAUACAUCUUCAAAAGACGAAUCAGACCUGUGCGAAGAAGAUACAAUAGAAUCUAGAAUUUCUACACCCACAGAACAUCUCAGCGAUGAGAUUACAUUUCCUAUUGGGAAAAACUUUCCUCAGUUAGAGAAUACAUCCCAGCAAGCAACACAUGCCACAGAAAGAAUGUUUAGGUGCAAAGAGUGUCACCAGUGCUUUACUAAUAACUCAGAUCUUGUUCAGCACCUACAUUUUCACAAAGAGAACAAGUUGACUUGUUCUGACUGUGGUAAACAAUUCACAUAUAAGUCAGAUCUUGUUCUACAUCAGCGAUAUCACACAGGUGAAAAAUUGUUUGUAUGCCCUGAAUGUGGUAAAUGUUUUACAAAGAAUUCUGUUCUCACCAGUCAUCUAAGGAUCCACACAGGGGAGAAGCCAUUCUCAUGUUCUGUAUGUGGUAAAUCAUUUACUGAAAACUCUGGUCUUGUAAAACAUAAACGGAUUCAUACAGGUGAGAGGCCAUUCACAUGCUCUCACUGUGGAAAAAGUUUUAGCAACAGCUCCAACCUAAUAAAACAUCAGAGAAUUCACACAGGGGAGAAGCCAUUUGCAUGCACUUUAUGUGGAAAAAGGUUUCACCAAAAACCACAGCUUGUAUCACAUCAGAGGAUUCACAUUGGACAAAAGUAAUAUACAUGUUAUAAAUGUGAAGCUGUUUUUCCCCGCAAUAGCUCACAUGCUGUUCCAUGACGUGAGAAUCAUGACGAGCAGGGGCAAUCUCUUGAUUGGAAUCUUAGAUGCUAUUUUUGGUUUAGAGUACUUGCUUGGCCUGCAUAAAAGCAUGUAUUAAAUAUUAUGUUAAGUUG
Molecule: messenger RNA, 1685 nt
Organism: Pelobates fuscus (common spadefoot toad)
Lineage: Eukaryota; Metazoa; Chordata; Amphibia; Anura; Pelobatidae
Product: oocyte zinc finger protein XlCOF7.1-like
Exons: 5
Coding region: 1-1509 (502 amino acids)
Biological process (GO): regulation of transcription by RNA polymerase II
Molecular function (GO): DNA-binding transcription factor activity, RNA polymerase II-specific; RNA polymerase II cis-regulatory region sequence-specific DNA binding
Source: RefSeq, a predicted model, not a curated record